Molecule: messenger RNA, 1125 nt
Organism: Homalodisca vitripennis (glassy-winged sharpshooter)
Lineage: Eukaryota; Metazoa; Arthropoda; Insecta; Hemiptera; Cicadellidae
Product: cytosolic 5'-nucleotidase 3-like
Exons: 3
Coding region: 1-1125 (374 amino acids)
Cellular component (GO): cytoplasm
Molecular function (GO): magnesium ion binding; 5'-nucleotidase activity
Source: RefSeq, a predicted model, not a curated record
AUGGAGGUCAAGCAGAAAAUUGAUUCCUUAGUGAAAAUGUUCUUACUUAGUAAUGUGGUCCUAAAAGACGAAGAAGAUUUCAAGAACAAGUUGUCUACCAUAGUCACCGAUGGAGUCGACAACCUCCAAUACGUCGCGGACUUCGAUGACACACUCACCAAACACACCGUAAAUGGCAAAAAGACCUUCAACUCCUUCGAAAUCUUCUGCAAAACGAAGACGCUGUCUCAGUCCUUUCUCGAUCGAGGAACAGAACUGUUCGUUAAUAUGAAACCGUUGUUAAACAAACACGAUCUGACCAAGGAAGAGCAACAACAAGUGGACGAUGUGUUGGAGAAAAUUAUUGCUCUUAUUGUGGGAGAGAAAGUGAACAUCGAGGAUGUGUACGAAUGUGUAGAUCAGGUGAACACCCCUCUCAAGGAUGGAUGUAGAGAGACACUUUCUCUUCUCGCCAGUCAUCGAGUGCCAAUCAUCAUAGUUUCUGCCGGCUCGGGUGACGUCAUCAAUUACCUGGUCAGAGGCUACGGAGCAAGAGUUGUCGCCAAUUUCUAUAUAUUUGAUGAAGGUCGAAUAACUGCCUAUGUGAGGCCUUGGGUGGGGCUUUAUAACAAAAACCAACGCGCGCUGCCCGUAGACGAUGAUAGACAUAAUAUAGUGCUGUUGGGAGACCAUACUUGGGACUCAAAAAUGGCUGAUAAUGUUCCUAAUGUAAAAACAAUACUAAAAGUAGGAUUCUUCUAUGGUAAUGAUGAGAUGAAGAUGAGACGUUACCUCGAACAUUACGAUGUUCUUCUGUUGAAUGACGAGUCCACUGAUAAGAUUAACGAUAUGUUCAGGCUUUUCAGCAUUGAUGUCAGUAAUAAAACCACUCGUACCGUGACAGAUUUGAACUAUUGGAUUGAUCCAAUUCUUCCAAUAGAAGUAACGGACGAGGCAGUGUCAGUCAUGAAUUCUCGCAGAUCACCGAGCGCACCUACACAGCGAAAGGUGCCAUAUCACCACAACCUCAUCACCGACCACCCCGUCAACAAGCAGACUACCCUGGUCAAAUACCACAUCGAUGAGCUGUGUGCCAGGUGUAAAGAAUCCGUAAUAAUGGAAGGUCGGGACUCAAAAAUGGCGUGA